AUGUCCAUCACACGCACCAGGGCUGUAGCCCUGCUACGACCGCCGCGAUUGAGUGCAUCUGCAACACUGUCAAGCAACCCUCUUGGACAGAGACCAGCCCUUACGCGAACCUACUUCUCAAUCCACCAUCCCGAUCCUCCACCUUUCCCCGAAACUCAAGAUCGAAUCCUUUCGGCUGCCAUUAGUCGGGUACCUCAGCAUGGGUUUACGGUGAGGGCACUGGCGUUAGGAGCUAAAGAUGCUGGAUACCUGGACGUUACUGUCCAACUCUUCCCCCGCGGGGUCUUUGAUCUUAUCAAUUACCACCUGGUCACUCAAAGACGUGCGUUGAAAGAUACCGUGCAGUUUCCAGAAAGUUCAACGCCGGGCUUGGGAGCAAAAAUAAGGACAUUGACCAUGGCACGGUUGAGAGCAAAUGCGGACAUGAUCCACCAAUGGCAAGGAGCUCUCGGGUACAUGUCCCUCCUCGAGAACAUUCCUGCCUCGAUAAAGGAGCUUUAUGCGUUGUCGGAUGAGAUUUGGUAUCUCGCGGGAGACACCGCAGUCGACUUCUCCUGGUACACCAAACGAGCCUCCCUCGCAGGCGUCUACGCAAGUUCAGAACUGUUCAUGACAAGGGAUACAUCAAAAGAUUUCUCGGCAACAGAAGAGUUCCUCGACCGGAGAUUGAGAGAUGUACAGCUCCUCGGAGGCACUGUUGGAGGACUGUCACAAUAUCUUGGCUUCUGGGCAAGCAACAGUGUGAAUUUGGCCAGGUCGUGGGGUAUGAGAGUGUGA
Fonsecaea multimorphosa CBS 102226 is the source of this 777-nucleotide messenger RNA. RefSeq lists its product as uncharacterized. The transcript is spliced from 2 exons. Gene Ontology annotation, biological process: ubiquinone biosynthetic process. The record is from RefSeq and is a predicted model, not a curated record. Gene Ontology annotation, cellular component: mitochondrial inner membrane. Lineage: Eukaryota; Fungi; Ascomycota; Eurotiomycetes; Chaetothyriales; Herpotrichiellaceae. Gene Ontology annotation, molecular function: lipid binding. Bases 1 to 777 code for a protein of 258 amino acids.